Molecule: messenger RNA, 1851 nt
Organism: Closterium sp. Yama58-4
Lineage: Eukaryota; Viridiplantae; Streptophyta; Zygnematophyceae; Desmidiales; Closteriaceae
Source: the annotation of a GenBank genome assembly
AUGGGCGCGCGAGCCGACGAGGCGCGUAGCGAGCUGCUGCGAGUGCGGCGCGACAUCCACACGGUGGAGGAGCAGUUGGCGCGCGCAACGCAUGAGCUGGACGAGGCGGCGAAGGCGGGCGAUCGCGAGCGAGUGGACGACCACCGUCGGAUGCGGAAUUGCCUGUGGAAGGAGAAGGAGCAGCUGCGCAUUCAGGAAACCAUCUUUUUGAAAAUCGCCUUCGCGGAUUUUCCCGCGCCCAAUAUGAUGGCAUCUCCAGGUUCGCACGCCUUCUCCUCGCCCGCGCUCCCCUCUCCCCUGCACCUCCAACACCAAACGCAAAUGGCGCCGCAUGGCGCGCAGCUGGGGGCGCCGCCAUUCAGCAGCGCGCCUCUGGGCGGGUCGUCGCUGUCGGGGUCGCCGUCGCUGAUGGGCGCGUGCGACCCCGCCAUCACGCCGCUGCACACUGCCUCGCUCAUGCCCGGCGCCAGCCCCCCCGAUUGCUUCUCCUUGGGCGGGCCUUCCCCGUCCCCCCUCCAAACUCCGCUGUCCGGUCCCGGCGGAGCAAUGGGCAUGGGUGCGCAAGGAGCAGGCGGGCAUUUCGCAUCCGCGGGGAUGGCGACGGGGCAGUCGCUUCUGGGCAUGCUGCCCACGUCGCCCGCCAUGCGCCCCGCCUCGGGGACACCCGCGUCUGGCAGCGGCGGACGGAUCGGCCGGCGGAGGAGCGCGAUGUCGCCCGGGCUUGCGCCGAUGCAGGGCGGCGCAAUGCUGAUGGGCGGAGACAUGGGCGAGAUGGCGAAUCCCGAGGGGUACGAAGUGAGUCGCAACCUGGACGCGCGCGUGGAGGACGUGUGGCGCGAGUGGAAGGAGGGGCUCAACGGCGGCCCGUCCAUCGAGAAGCUCGAGGAGGCGCGGCGGCGCGACCGCAAGUGCGUGUGGUGGCGGCAUAAGAACGACUACAAGUACUGGCGCAAGCAGAUGCGCAUAGUGCACGCGGUGGAGAGCAAGGCGGGCGAGUUCGCGGGUGACGUGGCGGCGGCGAUCCGCUUCUGGGACGACAUCCUGCGCGUCGAGUUCGCCGGCUCCAUCUCCAAGCUCCGCGAGGCGCUUGGCGGCGACCGCCCGCUGCCCUCCGCGCAGUCCGCAGGUGGUGGCGCCGGGGCGGACGACUCGCCCGGCGCAGAGGGGCGGGGAGAAGAUGGGCGGGAGGGUUCGGGAGAGGGAAACGACGCGGGCGGGGGGGGAGGAGGGGAGGGGAGCAAGUGGAAGAGGCAGAGAAGGGAGUUGCUGCAGCGGGGCGUGGAGAGAAUGAAGGCGUGGGGGCAGGGGGGCGCGAGCGGCGCUGGUGUGGGGGGCAGCGCGCUGAUGGCUGCUGCACUAGCGCCCGCUGGUGUGGGUGGUGUGUGUGGCGAGGGGGGCAUGGUGGGCGGAAUGGUGGGGGGGCAAGGGCCUAUGACAGGCGCAGUUGUGGAUGGCAUGGGCGGUCCUGUGGGCAUGCAGGCCGGCAUGGCGCAGCAGACGCAGAUGAAUGGUGCUAAUGGUGCGGGCGGGAUGGGUGUGCAUGUGAUGAGCGCGCAUGAAGUGGGUGUUGUUCAGGGUGUGUUGAUGCAGCAUGGGGGGGGGAAUGGCAUGCAGCAGCAUGGGGGAGGGAAUGGCAUGCAGCAGCAUGGGGGAGGGAAUGGCAUGCAGCAGCAUGGGGGAGGGAAUGGCAUGCAGCAGCAAGGGGGGGAGCAGCAUAUGGUGGGUGGGCAUGGCGAUGGAAGCAUCAUGCAAGGACAUGUGCAGCAGCAUGUGCAACAGCAUGUGCAACAGCAUGUGAUGCAGGGGUCUGGGCCCCAGCAUGGGCAGUCUGGUAUGGUGCAGCAAAUUUGA